AUGAAAGGCUCUAAAUAUCGCAUUACCAACUAUGUGUCAUCACAUAAAUUAUCAGAACCCAGCAAAGCUUUUGUACAACAAAUAUCCAAUGAUAGCACACCAAGUUCAUUGAAGGCGGCACUAUCUAAUGAUCGAUGGACCAAGGCAAUGGAGGAAAAAAUGGAUGCACUUCAGAAAAAUCAAACAUGGGAUUUAGUUCUGCUACCCCGAGGAAAGAAGAAAGUGGGAUGUCGAUGGGUGUACACCAUUAAGUACAAAGCUGAUGGGUCGAUUGAACGAUACAAAGCACGAUUAGUGGCCAAAGGAUACACUUGGACGUAUGGUGCUGGUUAUACAGAAACAUUUGCUCUUGUAGGAAAGAUUAAUACGUAUCCUGAGCAUGAGGUUGUCAAUGAAACUCUUAGGCUGAGUAAUGGUAGCCCAGGCUUGUUUCGUAAAGCAUAUCCCGGAUACACAAUACCGGCUGGGUGGACGAUUUUGCUUGUUACCCCUGCUCUUCAUUUAACUUCCGACACGUUAGGAUCAAUUGGAGUUCAAUCCAUGGCGUUGCAAGACCUUGAUUCCCUUGUUAUAUCUAAGAACUUCAUGCCGUUUGGUGACGGAUUAAGGCAAUGUGCUGGGGCUGAGUACGCCAGAGCGUUCUUGUCCACCUUUCUUCAUGUUUUGGUCACCAAAUAUAGGUAUAUUUCACCACUCCCCUCGUAUUUUGAUCUCAGCAUCUCACCAGAAGUAGCAAAUCCAGACUCUGCCUACAUGUUUUGUGACAGAGCUUAA
Pyrus x bretschneideri (Chinese white pear) is the source of this 774-nucleotide messenger RNA. Its product is annotated as cytochrome P450 85A1-like. The transcript has 5 exons. NCBI's taxonomy places the organism in Eukaryota, Viridiplantae, Streptophyta, Magnoliopsida, Rosales, Rosaceae. Gene Ontology annotation, molecular function: iron ion binding; oxidoreductase activity, acting on paired donors, with incorporation or reduction of molecular oxygen; monooxygenase activity. The coding region runs from base 1 to 774 and encodes 257 amino acids. The record is from RefSeq and is a predicted model, not a curated record.